AUGCCAGAGCUACCAAGUAAUAAAAUUUAUUGGGUGAACCAGGUCGAGGCCGCGAAAAUCAAGAACAAGACAAUUCAUUCAUUCGAGUCUCCAGCUUCCGGGUCAAAAAUCAAUUGGCGACAAUUUCUCCUUCUCCGGGUUUUAUGGGUGACGAAUCAAGCCACCAAACUAUCAAGCCCGUCCGAGCGUGGCAGAUGGGGAGUCACAGAGCAAAAUAUUCAAGCCGCUCGACAACACCUGAAAGCAAUGCCUGGCUGGACGCGAUACAUAUCAACUGCCUCUAAAACUCUGGCAUGGCACCGGGAAAAUAAUUUCUCGUCUCUUGGCGCUUUUUCACUGGUUUGUCUAUACCAGCUCAAUUCUAAUUCCAUCAAUCCAUCUCAGGGUAUGUUUAUCCACAAGCUUGAGUUUUCACCAAUGAAAACUAGAAGCCAGGAUCUAGCUGGUGAUGCUCAGGUAAAGGGUGGCAACCCUGUUACACCGACACGUUCUCAAAGAAAAGCGACAGCAUCUGAUGAUUCCAGGAUGGUCGACAAGGCAAUAGUUGGCCUUAAGGACCUUUCCAUUGAUGAUGACAAUGAAAGCUCCGAGAGCCCAGAGGAUGGUUUCUACCUUUCGCCUCUCAGUCCGCCCACCGGAGAUUUUGGUCCCGCGUUCAAGAGUAUCAGUGACGAACAAAUUGUCAACAUAGCACUACUUCUUUAUCUUCAAGCGCUGCUGAUCAAUUUCAGUGGUAUCAGGGCAGAUUGGACAUCCGAGUGCCGCGCCUUGGUAGUGAAGAGAGAUAAGGACCAAAAGGUCUACGAGGCGCGUGUGGAUGGGUUUCUUCGCUAUCAGGAUGACCCAGAUAACCCAAUAAUAGCUAUCGUCGAAGUCAAGCCCUUUCUUCGUGACAUAGCGCCCGAUUUAAACCCCACCCGAAUGCAGGAGAGUGCUCAUAUGGCUGCAUGGAUUUCCCAGCAUCCCCCGACACCUUCUGAGCUUACUUCAGGCGGCACAUUCAGGUGUGUUAUUUCAGUCUGCAGACGUUCUCUACCAUUAUGA
This is a messenger RNA of Penicillium vulpinum, 1044 nucleotides long. RefSeq lists its product as uncharacterized. Lineage: Eukaryota; Fungi; Ascomycota; Eurotiomycetes; Eurotiales; Aspergillaceae. The transcript has a single exon. The record is from RefSeq and is a predicted model, not a curated record. Bases 1 to 1044 code for a protein of 347 amino acids.